Molecule: messenger RNA, 2799 nt
Organism: Elaeis guineensis (African oil palm)
Lineage: Eukaryota; Viridiplantae; Streptophyta; Magnoliopsida; Arecales; Arecaceae
Product: AP2-like ethylene-responsive transcription factor ANT
Biological process (GO): regulation of DNA-templated transcription
Molecular function (GO): DNA binding; DNA-binding transcription factor activity
Source: RefSeq, a predicted model, not a curated record
UGGGCAGGUCAGGAACACUUUGGGGCUGCAUUGCUGCCUUGACUUGGGGCCAUAUUAUCAACUAAGUCUUUUAAUAGGGUUUAAGGGUCUUAAGAAAAGUAGAGAGUGGGGAAGGAAAGAAAAGCCACAACAAUGGUCUAUUGGUCUUUCUCAGAACACAGAUCCCUAUGGAAUGCAGGAGGGUGCUGGUGAUCUAGCAUUUGCUUGGUGGAGCUCAUUCUUUUUGCUUAGUUUAAAGGGACCGCCGAUGUUCUACUCAGGUGCUUUUCAAAGAGAAUAUGCAUUGGAGAUCAAACGUGUCCUCCAUCGGCGUUUCUUUGAGAGAAGACAAGAGGGCCUAGUCUUCCAAAUCUUUGAGUUUCUUUGCAUUAGAUCCUAGUAGAGAGCAGUCUGAAAGAGGAAGAUGAAGUCAAUGAACAACAACAACAACAACAACAACAACGGCUGGUUGGGCUUCUCUCUCUCCCCUCAAAUGAACAUGGAAGUGUCCUCAGAACCACAUCACCCAACAAAUAAUCAGAGUCAUCAUCACCAAGCGCAGCCCACCCAUGCAGCUGUCUCCUCUGCAGUCCCAUGCAGCUUCUUUCUAUCUCCACCACAGCUUAGCAGCUCGGGUCUCUGCUAUGGAGUUGAAGGGGAGAACGGGGGGCUCUAUUCUCAGUUGUCUGUCAUGCCACUGAAGUCUGAUGGGUCUCUUUGCAUCAUGGAAGCCCUCAGCAGAUCACAGCAGCAAGGAAUGGUGCCAUCUCCAUCCCCAAAACUGGAAGAUUUCUUAGGUGGUGGUCCUAACUUGGGGUCCCAUCAUCACUAUGGGAACAAUGAAAGGGGAGCAAUGGCCUUAAGCUUGGACAGCAUAUACUACCACCAAAACUCGCAGCCUGAGGGCAAUAGAAGCCAUCCUCUAGACCUCCUCCAAGUGCAACAGCACCAGCAGCAACAUCCAUACUUCCAGCCACUACAAGAAGGCUUGUGCUCUGGGCUAACAGGCCAUGAGAUUUAUCAGGGUCCAUUGGAGGAAGAACCGAUGGCUGAUGAUGGGAUCCCAAGCUUGAAAAACUGGGUAGCCGGGCACUACGGUGCUUGCAGCAAUGGAUUGGGUGAGGAAGGGGGCAUAGGGUCUAGUUCUGUCGGUACAAUGGGGUAUGGUGACUUGCAGUCCUUAAGCUUGUCCAUGAGCCCUGGGUCUCAGUCCAGUUGUGUCACAGCUCCACAGCAGAUAUCUCCGGCUGCUCCAACUGAAUGUAUGGCCUUAGAUACACCCAAGAAGAGAGGGACUGGGAAAGGGGGCCCGAAGCAGCCAGUUCAUAGGAAGUCUAUUGAUACAUUUGGCCAGAGAACAUCUCAGUAUAGAGGUGUUACCAGGCAUAGAUGGACUGGGAGAUAUGAAGCCCAUCUCUGGGACAACAGUUGCAAGAAGGAAGGCCAGACAAGGAAGGGAAGGCAAGUUUAUCUGGGGGGUUAUGACAUGGAAGAGAAGGCUGCAAGAGCUUAUGACUUGGCUGCUCUGAAGUACUGGGGACCAUCGACACAUAUCAACUUCCCGUUGGAAAAUUACCAAGAAGAGCUUGAAGAAAUGAAAAACAUGAGCAGGCAAGAAUAUGUUGCCCAUUUGAGAAGAAAAAGCAGUGGGUUUUCAAGGGGAGCUUCUAUGUACCGAGGAGUGACAAGGCAUCACCAACAUGGACGAUGGCAAGCCCGAAUCGGGAGGGUUGCUGGGAACAAAGAUCUUUACCUUGGAACCUUCAGCACUCAAGAGGAAGCGGCAGAAGCCUAUGAUAUUGCUGCAAUUAAAUUCCGUGGGGUGAAUGCUGUUACAAACUUUGACAUAACAAGAUACGACGUGGAAAAGAUUAUGGCAAGUCCUACACUGCUAUCAGGAGAGCUAGCCAGGAGAACCAAAGCAAUAGAAGCAGGCAACGAUGCCUCCUCAAUACAAAACAGCAGCAGAGAGCUGGAUCUAACUGAAGAGAACAAUAGCAGUGCUUCUGAUUGGAAGAUGGUCCUCUACCAGUCCCCUCAGCAAACACCACAGUCCUCUGAAUCCCUCAAUCACAAAUCUGUGACAGGUGCAGGUGAUCACCGGAGCUCUGCAACUCUCUCAGCGGCUCUGCAUGGCAUCGUUGGUGUAGAGACGGUGGGUUCGGUCAAAGGGGUUGAGGAUUCUGGCAAGAUAGGGAAUAACCACAUAUCAAAUCCAUCCUCACUGGUGACCAGCCUGAGUAGCUCCAGAGAAGGGAGCCCGGACCGGAACGGUCUCUCGAUGCUCUACACCAAGCCAUCACCCAACUUCAUUAAUCCCACCCCAAUGAGUUCUUGGAUUCCAUCAACCCAGAUCAGAACAACAAUUUCCAUGGCUCAAAUGCCGGUGUUUGCUGCAUGGCAUGACGUUUAAGCUUCUGUUAUGAUGGUAAAGCCAUGUAAAUUUGAUGAAGCAAAACAGGGAACACGAGAGAGAAGAAAGCAAGUUGCAUUGGAGAAAGAGGAGAGAGGAGUCUUGUUUUACUUUUACCUUUUUUUUUUUCUUUUUCUUUUUUCCUCAGCAGUUUAUGGAUGAGAUUGGUGAUUCACGAGGUCCAAUGGUGGGAGCAGGCUGUAUCCAUUGUCAGUAGAUUAGAUUUCUUUUUGAACUCCUUUGGGGCCGUUUGGGAGGAGAAUUUUGCAAAGGUGUAGGCCUGAGGGUUUAAGGACAAUGAUUUCAUUGCAUGAAAUGAUGUUUAGUUAGUUCACUUUUGGUCUUGCCAAGUACAUUAUAGAAUACAGCUCAUUGUAUCACAGCAAUGCUGCGUGAUCUUUUGACCA